Messenger RNA from Ostreobium quekettii, 1719 nucleotides. NCBI's taxonomy places the organism in Eukaryota, Viridiplantae, Chlorophyta, Ulvophyceae, Bryopsidales, Ostreobiaceae. The record is from the annotation of a GenBank genome assembly.
AUGAAGCCCGCCGUGACGGUGAAGCAGCGCACGCUGCUUAUGAUCGCGGCGUUCCACGGGAGCAUGCGUGUGCUGUCGCUGCUGGCGGUGAACGGCGCAGACCCGGCGGUGGUCUCACCGGACGGGAUGACGGCCUACGAGUUGGCCUAUGCUGGCAACCAUCCCAGCACGCCCACGAUCGUGGCCUACCUGCGCGACGCGGAGAGCAGCCUGCAAGUCCUGAGGGGCCAAGUGGACGUGUCCAAGGCGCCCCUUGCCCAGCCGCCACCGUCGGGGAGUUUUGGCAUGGAUGGCAUGGGCCCGCCUGGGGAGGGGGUGGAGAUGCAGCAGCAGCAGCAGCAGCAACAGCACCACUACAGGGGGCCGGUCUGGGGCGUUCCAAUGGGCAGACAGGAGUCUGGGUCCGAUCCUUACAACCCCGAUGUCUUGCCUUAUUCCACUUCGGAACUCACAAAGGCAGAGUACUCAACAGACGAGUUUCGCAUGUAUUGUUUCAAGGUGUUGCGCUGUUGUCGACGCUAUGCACAUGACUGGCGGGCAUGUCCAUUUGCCCACCCCACUGAGAAUGCUCGUCGCCGCGACCCACGAGACUACAGGUACUGCAGCAUAGCCUGUCCCAACUACAAGCAAGGAUUCUGCAUCCGUGGGGAUGUGUGCCCUUAUGCCCAUGGCGUCUUUGAAUGUUGGCUGCAUCCAUCAAGAUACCGGAGUCAGCUCUGCAAGGAUGGCAACAAGUGCAGGCGCCCAGUAUGCUUUUUUGCCCACAGCCUUCCAGAGCUUCGGACUCCUUCACACACAUGGGUGCCAACAGCAGAGGACGUUGCAUGUGUGCCAAAUGGACAGUUGGCUCCCAGCAACUCUGCUCCCCAGGGAUCACACAGUGGCAGUGUGCAAGGUGGACCUGUGCCACACAACCAGGCUUCAGCACCCAUGGGCCCAGCCAUAUCUGCGCACAUCAGCCUGCCACCUGUCGCAGUGCCAAUGCAACCACAGGUCCCGGGUACGCUUGCCCCAUCAAGGUCAGCCCCCGUGGGGACCCCUGUCUCUUCGUCACAAAGCCCGCAUGCGCCCAACGCUCCUGAGGUGGCCGUGGGGAACGGAAGCCAACAGGCGCCAGAAGGAGUCACAGGUGUGACGGCUCCACGAAUGUCCAAUGCAUUUGCACGAAAGCAUGGGUUGAACCCAAAAGACAGCCCCCUAGUGAACCUUCAGAAGAUGGCCGUUGCUGGGCACAUCCCUGCUGCCCCCGGACCCGCAGGCAAACAGCCCGAUGCCUCUCAAGUUCUCCCCAUCCUGCCACCCGAAACUGCUGCCCCCAUGGUGAAGGGUGCCAACAGGCAGAAGAAGCUUCUGAAGCAGACAAGCCAGGCCACCCUAGAGGCGCUUGCACUGUCGAUGAACAACAUGAGUUUGAGCUCGAGCGGAAGCCAAGGGCCCGAGAGUGAGCGGCUCGCAGCCAGUCAUGCAUCAGAUGGUGGCCCUGCCAGCGGGCGUGGACUUUACCCUGGUGGCCCGCUGUCGGCGCCAUCAGUCGUUCCCAGCAGUGAUGCGGCGGUGCCGCAAGUUGGGCAGGGUCAGUACAUGGGUAAUGGAUAUAUUGUGGGCUCUCCAGGUGGCCCUGGUGGAUAUGCACCCAUGGUAGCUGGAGCUCAGCCAGGAGCAUCUCCUGCCAUGGUUGGACAGCCAGGGGCCAUUGGCCUGCACCCAGCUCAGCAAUGA